Debaryomyces tyrocola is the source of this 2808-nucleotide messenger RNA. NCBI's taxonomy places the organism in Eukaryota, Fungi, Ascomycota, Pichiomycetes, Serinales, Debaryomycetaceae. The record is from the annotation of a GenBank genome assembly.
AUGUUAAUUAUCGAUUCUGAACCAUACGAAGAUAAGUCAAAUGAUAAAACUGUUAACGGAUUCCGUAAGAAGGAUGUUGGUUUAUAUGCAAUGAACUAUGGUGGAUGUUAUGUUGCAUCUGUCGCAAUUUAUUCGUCUUAUACCCAAGUAUUACAAGCUUUUAUAGAGGCUGAAAAAUUCAAUGGUCCUGCUAUUGUUCUUGCUUAUUUACCAUACCAUAAUGAAUUUGAUAAUACUUUAUCAAUUUUAAAGGAAACUAAGCUUGCGGUAGACAGUGGAUACUGGCCAUUAUACAGAUACGACCCAACUAUUGAAGAUGAAUCAAAAUCCUUUAUAUUAGAUUCCUCUAACUUGAGAAAUCAAUUGAAGAAUUUCUUGGAUCGUGAAAAUAAAUUAACUUUAUUAGCGAAGAAAGAUCCUUUAUUGUCUAGAAACUUGACUAGUAAUGCCACUACUGAAAUUAAGGCUAAGCAACUCCAAGCUGCCAAUGAUUCAUAUAGUAAGUUGUUGCAAGGAUUAUCUGGUCCACCAUUAACUGUUGCUUUCGCGUCUGAUGGUGGUAAUGCAGAAGCAGUUGCUAAGAAGAUCAAUAGACAAGCCGUUGGAAGAGGAUUGAAAUCAAUUGUUUUAGCAAUGGAUGAUAUUUCAAUGGAAGAUUUGCCAAAUGAAACAAAUAUUGUAUUUAUUGCUUCAACUUCGGGACAGGGUGAGUUCCCAACUAACGGUAAGCAAUUCUGGGAUGGCUUAAAGAAUUCUAAUGAUAUCGACUUAUCAACCAUCAAAUUUUCCGUUUUUGGUUUAGGUGAUUCUGAAUACUGGCCAAGAAAAGAAGACAAACAUUAUUACAACAAGCCAAGUAAAGAUUUGUUCAAUAAGUUGAAGUUCUAUGGUGGUGUUGAAUUAAUCGAUAUAGGUUUAGGUGAUGAUCAGGAUGCAGAUGGAUUCAAUACUGGUUUAAAUGAGUGGGAACCAAAAUUAUGGAAAGCUUUAGGCGUCGAUAAUGUUGAAGGUGUUGAAGAGCCAAAGCCUUUGACUAACGAAGAUAUGAAAAUUCAGUCUGAUUACUUAAGAGGUACUAUCGUUGAAGGUUUGAACGAUCAAUCUACCGGAGCCAUAAGUGCUGUUGACCAACAAUUAACUAAGUUCCAUGGUAUUUAUAUGCAAGACGAUCGUGAUAUCAGAGAUGAUCGUAAGAGUAAAGGUAUGGAACCAGCAUAUGCCUUUAUGGUUAGAGUUAGAUUACCAGGUGGUAUUGCUACUCCAUCUCAAUACUUGAGAAUGGAUGAAUUAUCAAAUGAAAGAGGUAAUGGUACUUUGAAAUUGACCACUAGAGCUACCUUUCAACUUCACGGUGUUGUGAAGCAUGACUUGAAGCCAGCUAUUAGAGGUAUGAAUGCAGCAUUAAUGGACACUUUGGCGGCCUGUGGUGAUGUCAACAGAAAUGUCAUGGUUUCUGCUUUACCUCAUAAUGCAAAAGUUCAUUCUCAAGUUUCCGAAACUGGUUCAUUAAUAUCCGAGUAUUUAUUGCCUCAAACUACGGCUUAUCAUGAAAUUUGGUUACAAGGUGAAGAUGAAGGCGAUAAGGCUGAAGCAUCCAAGAACUGGGAAAACCGUAAAGAAGGACCAAAGAAAGAAAAGACUUUAGUAGCAGGUAAUGCAUUGACUGAUUUCGAACCUAUGUAUGGCCCAACUUAUUUACCAAGAAAGUUUAAGGUUGUUAUUACUGUUCCACCAUAUAAUGAUGUCGAUGUCUAUGCACAUGAUAUCGGUUUGAUUGCUAUCGUCGAGGGCGACGAAGUUAUUGGUUACAAUGUUUUAGCUGGUGGUGGUAUGGGUUCUACUCAUAAUAAUAAGAAGACUUACCCAAGAACUGGGUCUAUGUUUGGUUAUAUUGCAAAAGAUCAGAUUCACUUUGCAUGUGAAAAGAUUAUGUUAGUUCAAAGAGAUUUUGGUGAUAGAACAAAUAGAAAGCAUGCUAGGUUGAAGUAUACUAUUGAUGAUUUGGGUGUUGAGGUCUUCAAGGGUAAGGUGGAAGAGUUAUUAGGUUUCAAAUUUGAAAAACCUAAACCAUUUGAAAUAAAAUCCAAUGUCGAUUAUUUCGGAUGGUGUAAGGAUGAAACUGGUGCUAAUCAUUUUACAGCUUUCAUUGAAAAUGGUAGAAUUGAGGACACACCUGAAUUACCACAAAAGACCGGUUUGAGUAAAAUCGCAGAAUACUUGAUACAAAAUGAAAGGCCUGGUGAAUUUAGAUUGACAGGUAACCAACAUAUUUUGAUUUCUAACAUAAACGAUGAUGAUUUGGAUACUAUAAAAUCAUUGUUAGCUCAAUACAAAUUGGAUAACACAGACUUCUCUGGUUUAAGGUUGUCUUCUGCAGCGUGUGUUGCAUUCCCAACCUGUGGUUUAGCUAUGGCAGAAUCAGAACGUUAUUUACCUGAGUUAAUUUCAAAGUUAGAGGAAGCUUUAGAAGAUUAUGGUUUAAGACACGAUUCGGUUGUUAUGAGAAUGACCGGUUGUCCAAAUGGUUGUGCAAGACCAUGGGUUGCAGAAGUCGCAUUAGUCGGUAAAGCAUAUGGUGCCUAUAACUUAAUGUUGGGUGGUGGUCACCAUGGUGAAAGAUUAAAUAAGAUUUACAGAUAUUCCAUAAAGGAAGAUGAAAUUUUAGAUAUCCUUAAACCAUUGUUCAAGAGAUGGAGUUUAGAAAGAAAUGAAGGAGAACCAUUCGGUGAUUUCUGUAUUAGAAUUGGUAUUAUUAAGCCAACUACUGAAGGUAAAUUCUUCCAUGAUGAUAUUCCUGAAGAUGCUUAG